Molecule: messenger RNA, 1711 nt
Organism: Cololabis saira (Pacific saury)
Lineage: Eukaryota; Metazoa; Chordata; Actinopteri; Beloniformes; Belonidae
Gene: nusap1
Product: nucleolar and spindle associated protein 1
Exons: 12
Coding region: 1-1344 (447 amino acids)
Biological process (GO): establishment of mitotic spindle localization; mitotic cytokinesis; mitotic chromosome condensation
Cellular component (GO): nucleolus; microtubule; mitotic spindle
Molecular function (GO): microtubule binding
Source: RefSeq, a predicted model, not a curated record
AUGGACCUGGACUCAAUGAAGUAUGCGGAUUUGCGAAGCCUCGCUAAGGAGCUCGGGGUGAAGGCGAAUAUGAAGGCUGAUAAACUCCUGAAAGCCAUCAAACAGCACUAUGAAGAGGAGAAGCAGGAGGAGAAGGAAGUGCAGGGACACGAUGGUGAUACCGUCCCACAUGAGGAAAAUGUUGCUCAGGAAAAUCCCAAGGAAGAAGUCUGCGGCAGCGGUGCGUUUGUGAACACGCGGCGCGGGAGGGGACCCGGCACCAAGAGGAGGGUCACUGAGGCCAAGUCCAGCGCAGAAGCACCACAGGUUCACAAAGAGGCAUGCAGCAGUGCGAAGAAGCGAAAGGUGUCCUCUGACAAGGACUCCGGAAGCACUUCAGAAGUUUCCAGCAAGGAGCAGCAGCCUGACGUGAAGGACGAAGCUCCUGUUCCGGUGGAAACAGAAAAGCCAGCGAGAGUUAUCAAGGCGGGCAGGAUCCCUCGCUACCAAGGACUCCAGCAGAAGAGGACGACGCUGAAGCCCACCACGCCGAACUUCCAAAAGCUUCACGAGGCUCAGUUUAAUAAGAUGGAGUCCAUCGAUGCGUAUGUUCAGCGGAAGGUGAAGCAGACAGGGAGCUCCGUAAAGGUACUUCUAAACGGCAUUUUUAUCCUAAAAACACUUUCAGACAAAACGAAAAGGCAAGCUGAUGUGAAACCUCCAGCGAAGGCGACCCCGGCACGUACCAGCAUGUUCAGCCCACACCCGGGGAACGACGGCCUGGCUGAAGGAAAGCGCAGGCACACUCUGAUGUCGGCCAGCAAAGCCGUGCCUGCUGGGAAAGAUGCCUCGUUCAGACCGUUAGUCCUCUCCACCCGCAGGAUCAACGUCCGAUUCUCGGAGGCGACUCGCGACAACGAGUUCAAGAGGUCUCUGGUGAAGACGCCUGCGCGCAUGUCCACCUGCUUGAGCUCCAGCACGCCGCUGAAACCCGCCGCCGGAGCGGAGAAGCCCAGCGGCACCAAGGCCUCCGCCCUCUCCGCCAGGAACACUCCAGUCCCGUUCCUGUUCUCGGCCAACACCAGCAUUUCAGGGACUCCCGGGACGCAGAAGAAGCCCGGCUUCGACCUGAAGGCCAGUCUGUCGCGUCCCCUCACCUGGAAGCCUCAUAAAGGGAAACUGAAGCCGUUGGGAGAGAACAAGGAAAACCCGGCGGACAAGUCUCAGAUCUCAAAUCCACGUCAGGAAACUUACAAGCAGCACAAAGUUCAGUCCAGGGACGACAGGAGGGCGAUGAAGGCAGACGAACGAAAACAGAAGAAAGCCAACGUGCUCGGAGCGAGGAGAGGUCUGGUGAUGAUGUAGACCUGCUUCCAUGGCGUUUGUUUGUUUUAUUGUAAAUAUUUUAAUGUCUGAGGUCACUUUCAGCUGUUUGUAAGACAGUAGAUGGGCUAGCAUCGCUGAAUUUGAAUUUACAGUUUAGAGACUUCUGCAUUCGUCCAAACCUGUUUUUACUCCUAAACUGUAAAUUUGUUGUUUUUAAACGAGUAGAAUCGUGCUUUUCUGCAUUUGGUUUUUUUCCUUACACGUUUUACACGCUUCAUUUUUAUUACUUUUGUUCAGAUGGGAAAAAUACAAUUAAGAGACUGAACCAAAAAAAAGAAAAGAAAAGUGAAAUACAUUUGCUAAGACAGUGUAAUGUUUUAUUACAUGCUUUUAUAAUAAAAACAAA